AUGUGGAGUCAACAACUUCAAGUUGUUGGUAAAAGUCGAUAUUUCUUAAGCGUUUCACCGUCUACGUCGUUAAUUCGCCCAGUUCGAAAUAUGUUUAUCCAAGUGCAGGACACUCCUAAUCCGGCAACUCUGAAAUUUAUUCCGGGUAAAACGAUUAUGGGAAAAGGUAAAGGGACGCUUGAUUUUGUUAAUUUCGUGUCUGCAAAGAGGAGUCCAUUGGCUAUGGAACUCUUUCGAAUUAACGGUGUGAAAAGCGUUUUCUUCGGUGAAGAUUAUAUUACGAUUACAAAACAAAAGGAAGUCGAUGAUUGGGCACUGUUAAAACCUGGAAUUUUUGCAGUACUUAUGGACUAUCUACAGUCAGAGAAACCAAUCGUAAAUGAAGGUGAAAUGCCAAAGAGUCCCGAAGAUACUGAAAUACAUCCGGAGGAUAGUGAUACAGUCGCAAUGAUCAAGGAAUUGUUGGAAUGCCGUAUAAAACCAAUGGUGCAAGAAGAUGGUGGUGAUGUGAUAUAUAAAGGUUUCCGUGAUGGUGUAGUGUAUCUUAAAAUGCAGGGAUCAUGUACGGGAUGUCCAAGUUCAUCGGUGACACUUCAAUCCGGUAUUAAAAACAUGCUACAAUUUUAUGUGCCUGAAGUAAAAGAUGUUGUAGAGGUUAAAGAUGAAGCAGAUAAUAUUUCGGACUCGGCUUUCGAUGAUCUGAUGAGCAAAAUUAGGUGUUUUGGAACGGAUAAUUUAUGUAGAAUUGGUAAAAAUGAACGAACGAAACAGAAGGAGAAAGCAGAAGUUUGUGGAUAUCUGCUUUAUAAAAGCGGAGAUAAAGUUGCAAUAAGUCGUUCUUGUGAAGUCGUAUUGGUUGAUAGCCUCAAUAGUGAAAAAUGGAGACAUAAUGUGCCUUACGGUUCUAAGCCUCAUGCGGAUGAAGAUAUGAAGUUGAUGUCCAAAAGUUUUCAGGCAUCUUUUGGUCUCGGGGUUUAUGUUGGUAUCUAUCUGGAUCAAAACCGCCAGAUUCAACCACUUUCUUCACCGAAAGAACUGUUUAGUCGUUUCUUGGAUGAAGCUGAUCACUUUCUGACUGGUGUUCGUGAAGAAAAUAUGAGUGACCGGGAUCAAGUGAGGAAAAUGGAGGAAGAUUUCUUCAAGGACGUAGAGGAUUGGUUCAAACCGAAGAAGCGUUAUCCAUAA
Molecule: messenger RNA, 1185 nt
Organism: Acanthocheilonema viteae
Lineage: Eukaryota; Metazoa; Nematoda; Chromadorea; Rhabditida; Onchocercidae
Source: the annotation of a GenBank genome assembly